Messenger RNA from Acyrthosiphon pisum (pea aphid), 2081 nucleotides. RefSeq names its product ADP-ribosylation factor GTPase-activating protein 1 (gene ArfGAP1). NCBI's taxonomy places the organism in Eukaryota, Metazoa, Arthropoda, Insecta, Hemiptera, Aphididae. Gene Ontology annotation, biological process: regulation of ARF protein signal transduction; regulation of endocytosis. The transcript is spliced from 10 exons. The coding region runs from base 461 to 1630 and encodes 389 amino acids. The record is from RefSeq and is a predicted model, not a curated record. Gene Ontology annotation, cellular component: Golgi membrane. Gene Ontology annotation, molecular function: GTPase activator activity.
CGUAAUAUCAGAAAUUCUGUAUUCACGCAAUCUGGCAAGUGGCAAUAGGCAUCAGCAUUCAGCAGUCAGCUAACCACUAGUGGCGACUGUCUAGUGACUAAAGUGUCACCUUAUUGUUUUCUAUUGUUAAGACUUAAGAUUAUCCCCCGUGAAGUAUUAUAUCAUUAUUGGUAGUUGUUAUGCUGGAAAUAUUACAGGGUAAAAAACGAAAAUAGACUAUAGGAAGUUGAUGGUAAGAAGUAUCCACGAGUUAGUAUUGUUCACCUACGACUGGCCUAGGUGCUCGAGUAUUACAGCUUUGACUUAAGUAUUAUGUUAUCUAAUACACUAGUUGCGUUAUACAAGUGUAAAUAAAAAAAUUAUACGAAAUCUGCAGUAUGCUAUCAUUUUAAUUUCUGUUUUCGUCUCCAACUGUUUAUAUCUUGUUAAAUAUUUUGUAACCCAUUAAUUUAUCUUAACCAUGAGUAUGAAACAUUUAACAAACAAAACCCCGAGAAUUCUUCAAGAGCUUAUGACCCAACAGGAUAAUUCGAAAUGUUUUGAGUGCGGUUCUCAUAAUCCACAAUGGGCUUCUGUCUCAUAUGGUAUAUGGAUUUGUUUAAUGUGUUCAGGAAAACACAGAGGUCUUGGAGUUCAUCUGUCAUUUGUCAGAUCCAUUACCAUGGAUUCUUGGAAGGAUUUAGAGUUGGAAAAAAUGAAAGUUGGGGGAAAUAGAAAUGCUAAAGAAUUUUUCAAAUCUCAACCAGACUGGAGUGAUUCAAUGACUAUUGAACAAAAAUAUAAUACUAAAGCUGCAGCAUUAUAUAGAGAUAAGAUAUUAAAUUUAGCUAAAGGGGAACAAUGGAGCCCUACUACGUCAUCAGCUAAAGAUUAUAAUGUAGAUCAUAUGAAAAUGUCGGGUGGUAACCAAUCACAAAAGUAUAAUUUUAAUGAAUCAUCAACUAAUUAUAAUGAAUUGAGCUCUGGCUAUCAAAAUGAUGUUGGCAGUCCAAAUAUCAAAGAUGAGAAAGAAGCUUUUUUUGCUAGAAAGCAAUAUGAAAACAUGACAAAACCUAGCAAUGUCCCUCCAAAUCAAGGUGGGCGUUAUUCUGGAUUUGGUAAUACAGUUGAACAACCUCCAAGAAGUCAAUCUCAAGAUCUUCUUGACUCUGCAGUGUCAUCAUUUUCUAGUGGAUGGUCUUUAUUUUCCUCAUCUGCAUCAAAACUAGCCUCUCAAGCCACACAAAGUGCCAUUAAAAUAGGUGGACUAGCAACUCAAAAGGUAACGGAUAUAACCACUGACAUAAGCUCAAAGAUAAAAGAAGGUACAUUAAUUGACGACGUAUCCACUCAAUUUUCUUCUAUGUCAACAAAGGUAAACGAUUUAGGCCGUAAAGAAUGGCAAAAUAUUACUGGCAGUAAUAUUCCUACACCGCCAAAAUCACAUUCAACUAAUUUUGUAGCGCAUUCCACUGAGAACUCUUCUUUAAUUUCUGAUGGUUCAUCUGGAAAUCAAAAAAACGUUCAGCGUAAAAACAGCUGGACAUCUUGGGAUGUUAAUAAUACUCAUGCAUCGUCCUCUGAUCAAACAACUGAAAAAUAUCAACCAAUUCAAGAUGAUUGGAAUAACAAAUGGGAUAAUAACUGGUAGAUCUGUAUCAAAAUUCUAAUUAAGUUUUUAUAUUUAAACAAUUUAAAGAUAUAAAUAUUUAUAAAUGUUAUUUUUAAUUCUAAACAAACAAUUAAAUUGUCUUUAUUUUUUUUUUUUUAAUUAUAUGUCAUCUAGGAAAUUAUAUAAUACCUAUGUAUGGUUUAUAUUACUUAAUUUGUGCUGGUUGUACUUGUACAUCAUUUUAAUAAAUUCAUCGAAACCAAUAUAUAUAUAGGUCACACAUUCAUGUUUAAGAGACUGUUAAAUGUUUGAGGAUCCAUAAAUUAUAAUUAAUGUUAAUGCAACCCAUUAUUAAUGUAUAAAAUUCAAUGUUAUGAAUUUUAUUAAUAUGUUAUUGAUUAUUAUUGUAGUUAAAAAAUUAAAACUAAAUAAAUUUAAUAUUACAUAUUAAUGUUACGCUAUCAUAAAUAAACUAUUUCUUCAUUUUUAA